AUGGAAGUGAUUAUUUCCUCAUUUUCUAGCAUCGAUCAAGAAUUGAUUCAUUGGCACCACAAGGACGUGAGAUUCUUCUGCCGGCCACUGGCUGCCUGUCAAACAUCAGCUACUUCAUCUUCCAUCCUCUCUACCUGUUCUUUCCUCUCUUUCUUUCUCCUUGUCCUUUUCUACCUUUCUCUCUCUAUUACUUACCUUAAUUUUUCUUUCUUUUUCUCUUUUCUUUUCUUUUUAUCUCUGUCACUUUCUUUUUGUUGCUGCUUCUCCGUUUUUAUCUUUACUCUCUCGUCCUUUUGGUCAUGUUCCUAUUUACUUUUUAAAAUUUUCCUCUCUCUCUCUCUCUGUCUCUCUCUGUCUCUAGCUAUCCAUCCAUCUAUCUAUCUAUCUACCUAUCUAUCCAUCUAUCUAUCUAUCACUACAGAGGUUAGUUUUCAGCAUUGUUUUAUAAUAAAAGAAAAGCCGGUUGAUGAGGAUAUUAAAGACUAA
Molecule: messenger RNA, 486 nt
Organism: Acanthosepion pharaonis
Lineage: Eukaryota; Metazoa; Mollusca; Cephalopoda; Sepiida; Sepiidae
Source: the annotation of a GenBank genome assembly